Messenger RNA from Aspergillus affinis, 2775 nucleotides. Its product is annotated as putative quinate pathway repressor protein QutR. The transcript has 2 exons. Gene Ontology annotation, molecular function: shikimate 3-dehydrogenase (NADP+) activity; 3-dehydroquinate dehydratase activity; 3-phosphoshikimate 1-carboxyvinyltransferase activity. Bases 1 to 2775 code for a protein of 924 amino acids. Gene Ontology annotation, biological process: chorismate biosynthetic process. Lineage: Eukaryota; Fungi; Ascomycota; Eurotiomycetes; Eurotiales; Aspergillaceae. The record is from RefSeq and is a predicted model, not a curated record.
AUGUCGAUCCUCGUGAGGCCUCCAAAACGAAAAUUAGACGAGCUAGACGGAUUCGAUCAGCAAGAGCAACGGAUUUCGCGGGGCAGCCAUUCACAACCCCUUGAGUCUCACCCAUCUUGGUCGUCGGAUACCAUUGCCAGAAGAGCGGCCAGCUAUGGGAGUGCCGAUUCUCGCCGGUCGUCUGAACAAUUAGAUACGUCGGGGGAUCUCUAUCGCCAUGCGCCGUCGCUGCGUGAGCCGCAGUCCGGCCGGGCGUCGCCGGUUUUCUUUGACGGGCCAUUUCAGUCGCAGAAAAAGUUCAUUCCCAAUGCUUCUGUGGUGCUGAUUGGUAUCCGGGGGACCGGAAAGUCUAGUCUGGCUGUCAUUCUGGCCGCGACGUCUGGGAGGCGGUUGAUCGACGCGGGUCAAUACUUUCAACAGGCGACCGGUCGGUCGCGCGGCGAAUACAAAAGGGAUUUUGGCCUGGCCGAAUAUCGUCAACAAGAAGUCAGGAUUAUGGAGACUAUGCUGGAAGAACACAGGGAGGGUUGGGUCAUUGCCUGUGGCCCGGGAUCCAUGGAGCGCAGAGGACAAAUGCUACUGCGAGAAUAUGCGAAAACCCACCCCGUCGUGCACAUCAUUCGUGACUCGCAGAGCAUUCAAUCCUAUCUCAAUGCAUGGAACAAAGACAAAGUUCACCGAUUUCUCGAAUUAUCGGGCCCGAUUUAUCGUGCAUGCUCCAACUUCGAGUUUUUUAAUGUUGACGAAAAGGGCUCGGGAGACCCGGUGGUGGACAAAAACAGCCAUCAUAACCCCCACUUGGGCCAGGAACUUGAUCAGCGGUCCGAGACAUUUACACCGUUCCUGACACUUAAAAGGUUACAGCGCGACUUUCUCCGGUUUAUUGCCUUCGCGAUCGGAGAUGCCACAUAUCUGCGCAAACAGCACACCUCCUUUCCCCUGUCAAUGCGACCGGUCGAGACCCGCAUGUACAGCUAUGCCGCAGUCGCGCCGUUGUCGUCCCUACUUGAGCGAAAGUUUGAUUAUGAGGACCUGGAGACCGCCGCGGACGCAUUCGAAUUGAGGAUAGACGUCACAGAGGGCUUAUCCUCCCAGCUCAGAGUUGACUCGAGCCUUGCGGAUAGGAUCAGCCAGACCGUGGCCACCAUCCGACGGAAUAUCAUUGUUCCCAUCAUCUAUCAUGUAGAAAGCAAGACAAAUCCUAAUACCCCUUUUUCACAGCAUAACGAAGUAUCUUGUCGCCCGGAUACCGCGUAUCUAAAUCUAGUGCAGCACGGUCUGCGGUUAGCUCCGGGUUUCCUAACGAUCGAUCUCUCCUAUGACGAUGGAGUCCUCUCGCAAAUAAUUUCUUCAAAGGGGACAAGCAAAGUUAUCGGUCAUUAUGAAACUCUUCAGCGUCCCGCGGAUGGCUGGGACGACCCCAAAUACCUCGCGUUAUACGAACGGGCGAAGGAGCUUGGUUGCGAUAUGGUUAGGUUGAUACAGCCGGCGGAAUCGAUCGAGGACAACUUUGCUGUUCAACGAUUUAGACAUCAUGUCAAGUCGAUGCCAGGAAAACAAACACCUCUCAUAGCCUACAACUCCGGGCCGUUAGGACGGCUAUCGUGCUGUUUCAAUCCGAUCUUAUCGCCUGUGAUUCAUCAAUCCCUGAUGCCCGACGUCCAAGCCAAAAGGCUACCGUGCAUCACGCUCCACGAAGCGCAAGGAGCUCUCUACUCCUCAUUCGCCCUUGACCCUAUGCAGUUCUUCGUCUUUGGUGCCAACACGACAUACAGUCUGUCACCCGCCAUGCACAAUGCCGCAUACAAACUCUGCGGUCUCCCACACCGAUACAACAUCCACCAAUCAUCCUCCCUCCGAGGUCUCAACGAUCUCAUCGAAAACCCCCACUUCGGCGGAACCAGUGUCAGCUUGCCCUACAAGACAGAAGCCAUCCCACUUCUCCAUUCAAUGUCACCCCACGCCCGCGCCAUCGGCGCAGUGAACACGCUCAUCCCCAUCCGCGGCGACAUCGGCGAUCAAGCCUUGAAUUCCGAGGACUGCACCCUCUACAUGGAACGAAGUCGCGCCGGGCCCAUCAAAGCUCUUCACGGCGACAACACCGACUGGAUCGGCAUCUGCAACUGCUUCCGCCGGGGACUGUCCCCGGCAAACGCCAUCCGUCCAUCCUCCACCGGUCUGGUCAUCGGCGCAGGCGGCAUGGCCCGCGCCGCCGUCUACUCCAUGAUCCAUCUCGGCGUGCAGGACAUCUUCAUCUUCAACCGCACCCCAUCCAACGCCGAAAGACUCGCAUACCACUACAACCGCCAGACCCUGCACACAGCCGGCAAAAGCGGAUCCCCGGCGCGUCCAACCUUCCACAUCCUCCACUCCUCCCAAGAGGCCUGGCCAGCGGGCUACAAACAACCCACCGUCAUCUGCUCCUGCAUCCCAGCCCACAGCAUCGGCGACCAACCAGCCCCAAACACCGAAAUGCCACUACAGUGGCUAGAAAGUCCGACAGGUGGUGUCGUAGUCGACUUAGCAUACAAACCCCUCAAUACGCCCCUUAUGAAACAGAUCCGCAGCCUCUCGCACCGCGGCUGGGUCGCUCUCGACGGUCUGGACGUCCUCCCUGAACAGGGAUUCGCCCAAUUCGAGCUCUUCACUGGCCGUCGCGCCCCACGCCGUCUCAUGCGCACCGUCAUUCUCCAAGAAUACCGAGGCGAGGAAGGCCAGUACGAUCCCGGCGCUAUUAAACGUCGGCUGGAGAAUCUGGAUGCUCAGUUAACUUGA